Molecule: messenger RNA, 978 nt
Organism: Trypanosoma rangeli
Lineage: Eukaryota; Euglenozoa; Kinetoplastea; Trypanosomatida; Trypanosomatidae
Product: reductase
Exons: 1
Coding region: 1-978 (325 amino acids)
Molecular function (GO): cytochrome-b5 reductase activity, acting on NAD(P)H
Source: RefSeq, a predicted model, not a curated record
AUGCGCUUUUUUGCCGCCUUUGCAGCGGGUUUGUUAGGCGCGAUGCUUCGGCGCUCCGUGGGUGACCCGUGCCCCGCUGAGUGCUACCGCAGCAUCGAGAACGCGCUUCAGUUUCGUAACAAGAAAAAAGAUGGCGCCGUUUUUUCGCAGCGCUACGAGCCAUACCAGCUCGGUGAGGUGAUCCCCAUCACGCACGACACCGCUCUUUUUCGGUUCCUGCUUCACGCUGAUGAGGAGUUUAAUCUGAAGCCGUGCUCGACGCUGCAGGCCUGCUACAAGUACGGGGUUCAGCCGACGGAGCAGUGUCACCGCUUCUACACCCCGGUUACGGCUAACCACACAAAAGGUUAUUUUGACAUCAUUGUGAAGCGCAAGCAGGGAGGUCUCAUGACAACCCACCUUUUCGGCAUGCACGUUGGGGACAAACUGCUCUUUCGCUCUGUGAACUUCAAGGUGCAGUACAGACCAAAUAGGUGGAGCCAUGUAGGCAUGAUUGCGGGCGGCACUGGCUUUACCCCGAUGUUGCAAAUUAUUCGCCAUGGCUUAAUGGAGAAGUGGAAGGAUGGCGUUGUGGAUCACACAAAGCUAUCUUUUUUGUUUUGCAAUCGCACCGAGAAGCACAUAUUACUUAAGGGUCUUUUUGAUGAUUUAUCGGUGCGUUACCCCGAGCGGUUUAAGGUCCACUACACAGUGGACCAGCCCGUGGACCCGGAGAACUGGAAGCAUUUUGUCGGUUAUGUCACCAAGGAGAUGGUGCAGCAAACGAUGCCCGCAGUAGAGGAGGAGAACAAGAUCAUCAUGAUUUGCGGUCCCGACCAGCUGCUGAAUCAUGUGGCAGGUACACCUAUGGAGACAAUGAACGCCAUGUCGAGUGGGGUAAAUAUUCAGCCCCUUGCACCAGACCUCAAUAACUUGGUUGCGCUUGGUGGUAUCCUGGGUGAGCUCGGGUACAAGGACAGUGACAUUUAUCGUUUCUAA